Messenger RNA from Planococcus citri (citrus mealybug), 1265 nucleotides. RefSeq names its product sex peptide receptor-like. Lineage: Eukaryota; Metazoa; Arthropoda; Insecta; Hemiptera; Pseudococcidae. Bases 171 to 1265 code for a protein of 364 amino acids. Gene Ontology annotation, cellular component: plasma membrane. Gene Ontology annotation, molecular function: G protein-coupled peptide receptor activity. The record is from RefSeq and is a predicted model, not a curated record. Gene Ontology annotation, biological process: G protein-coupled receptor signaling pathway. The transcript is spliced from 2 exons.
AUAGUUACUCGUACUGAGCGGAUUACAGACGAGGGACGAGGAUCGUCAAAUGUUAGACAUGAACUAAGUUUAAAAAUGCCUCAGCCUCAUCCUUUGGUUUUCCUCGAAUUUGCUUCAUGUACUCGUAGAGAAUUACCCCUGAUAUCAUCCUGACAUUUUCAGAAAGGCCAAUGAACCUUGAAGAAGCGCCCUGGAAACAACCAACGGAUUAUCAUUCUUAUUCCAAUAUGAGAAUAUGCGGGUACGUGGACAUGUUGUGUUGCGUAGUGACGACGAUUUCCAACACUUUGAUCAUCACUGUGUUCACAAGAAGUACCAUGGUAUCACCUAUGAACACAAUCUUCAUUCACAUCGCCAUCACCGAAUCACUGGCCAUCCUUAGCUUCAUACCUCGCUCAUGGCACGAAUAUUUUCAAGUAGAACCGUGUUCAAUCCAUAUUUACCGAACAUACAAAUGGGAGAAUUUCGCUCUUCAUUCGUACCUGCUCGCAUUUGCAUUUCGCCACAUGGUUGUUUGGCUUACGGUGAUGCUGGGAGUAUGGCGAUACAUAGCAAUAGUACAUCCGCUGAAGAAGAGUCAAUGGUGCGACAUGCGCACUACGCGAAAACUGAUAAUCGCAGGGUACAUUUUUGGAUUUUUAAUCACAAUACCUAUUUACUUCUACAUAGCGGUUCAACCAUUCCGCAUACAACUCGAUGAAAAUGGGUGUUUACCCUCGAAUUCAACCACUAGCAAUAAAACCAUUAACACCACCAUAUACGAAUUCAGCGUGCCACUUGAGAAAUUUCCUUUUUUAUACUCAUUCUCCUUCAUCGGCUACGCGGUUUUAAUUAAAACUGUGCCUGCACUUGUCUUAAUUGUGAUCAGCUACAAGUUAAUCUUUGCCCUAAUCGAAGCACGAAAACGUCGAGCAGGAAUGGUUGCCAAUUUGAAUCGAAAACACUUGCAAAAUCAAACGGAUCGGACAACGAUAAUUCUGUUACUCAUAUUGGCAUUAUUCAUAGCAACAGAACUUAAUCACGGAAUAUUCGGCACAUUGACGGGAAUCUUGGGUCCAACAUUUUUUUGGGGGUACUUUUACUACACAAUGGAGAUAGCAAAUACUUUUGCGCAUAUUUCCCAGAGUUUAAAUUUCGUGUUCUAUUAUGCGAUGAGCGAACAAUUCAGGAAAACUUUCAAUUCAUUAUUUAAACGAAAUGGCAAUAAAUCGUCACACGAUGGACAUCGUAUCAGAGGUAUUACUGAGAUAGAGCAACUUAUCUAG